GUUAAUACUUCACUUUUGUUCAACAAUUAAUUAAUUAAUUGAGCUCAAGAAUUUUAAAACAGUACUGGUUAAGUCUUUAUAGUAAUUACUUUCUGGCUUGAAAAGGCCAUCAUGAUCGAUCAUGUUCUAAAGGAUAUAAAGACAAUGGCGUGCUAUCUAGUAGUAUAGUAAAGUUAAAGUUCAAUAUUAUAGUUUAUUAAUUAACUCCAAACACUUACUUUUUUCUGUAACAGUAAAAUUUGUAUAGCCCCAAAGUCCUACGUAGGAUCUCUGUAGUCCAGGUCUCUUUCUAUUUACAUUUUCACACCUUGAAAAGGAGCACUAUUGAACAGGAGCAGUUAAAUAAUUUGGAAGAUGGAGGUACAAUGGAUAAAAAAGGUCUACACACCCCUGUAAAAAUGGCAAGUUUCUGUGAUGUAAAAAAAUAAGGUUAAGAUAAAUCAUUUGGUGGAGGGAAUUAUGAUUCCAAAUACCAGUCAAUGUUGGCACAAUACCUUCAGACGUCUGCUAGAAAGCUGAAGAUGAAUAGGAACUUCAUCUUUCAGCACAACAAUGACCAAAAACAUAUCCAAUCAACAAGAAAAUUGCUUCACCAGAAGAAGAUUAAAGUUUUGCAAUGGCCCAGACAGAUCUCAGACCUGAAUCCUACUGAAAAUCUGUUGAAGAAAUCCUACUGAAGAUCUGAAGAGGGCUGUGCACAGCAGAUGCCCUCGCAAUCUGACAGAUUUGAAGCAUUUUUGCAAAGAAGAGUGGGCAUAUAUUUCCAGGUCAAGAUGUGCCAUGCUGAUAGACUCAUACCCAAAAAGAGUGCUGUAAUAAAAUCAAAAGGUGCUACAGAAAGGUGUUUAGUUUAAGGUGUGCAUAUUUAUGCAACCACAUUUCAGUUUUUAUUUUUACUCCCCCCUAAAAGAUUUCAGUUUGCUUUUCAAUCGAGUUAAAGGUCACAUUUAAGGUGGAAAAAGUCCUGAAAUGAUUAAUCUUAGUCUCAUUUUUAUACAUCACAGACACCUGACAUUUUAAAAGGGGUGGGUAGACUUUUUACAUCCACUGUGUAUAAGUAGAGAUGGGAUUAUAUCAUACCAACUCCUCUAUUUGUACCAGAGGGUUGCAUGGUUAUAAAAAGUUGUAACAAAAUUGUAUGUUUUUAAACAUAUAUGGCCAUUUAUUUAUGCAACUUGCUUUGGGAACAAGGGCAUUGUCAUGUUGGAACAUUGAACUUGUUAGUCUCAGUAAAGGAAAACCUUAAAGUUAUGUAAAAGACAUUCUAGACAAUUGGUAUGCUUCCAAUAGUGUGGGAAAGACCUGCAUUUCAAUGUGAUGGUCAGAUAUCCAAGUUACACUGUAUGGCCAGAAUUAUGUGAUCAUGACAUCAAGAAAAUCUCAAUUGUCCAUUGUUUUUCAAUUUUAAAAUUAAUUAUUGCAGCAAGUGUUGUCUUGACCACCCUGCAAGAUGUUCGCCAUGAUUAUAUUCUGAUUAAAACGCCAAUGAUAUGGGACGAUGCAAAACUUUACUGCGAGACAAACUAUGAAACUUUAGCUAUGGUGCAGACAGCUGAUGACUGGAAAAGGUUGACCACUGAGGCAGAAAGACAUGGUCUGACAGUAACUGGCUGGAUGGGACUGUACAAUCAACCAGACGACUGGACCUGGACCUGGUAUUUGCCAGAUCCAAGUAUAAAUAUAUCAAACUGGGCCACUGGACAACCUGAUAAUUUAGGUGGGAAUGAAACAUGUACUGCAAUGGAGUUAGAUGGCUUCUGGUCGGAUUAUACCUGCUCAGAACUGAAACCCUUCAUAUGUUAUGAUGCUAUCAUAGGAGGGCUUGUUGGUAUCCCUUCGCCCCCAUUGAACUGGGUGGGAAGUCGGCGUUACUGCUUGAACAAUCACAGAGAUUUGGCCAGCCCAAGAAAUUUGACACAGAAUAAUAUGCUCCAACAGUUUGUGUUAUCCCAGGGCACUUCUUGGAUUGGCAUAUAUAGGUCUUCUUGGAUUUGGAUAAGUGGGGUCAGUCCAAUUGGACUUCCGUGGCGUCCUGGCUAUCCAAAUAAUGCUGAACUAAACAACAACUGUGGUUUUCUUAAUAACAGCCUGUUUGAGGAUAAACUAUGCAGCAACAAAUACUAUUUCUUCUGUCAGAUACCGUAUACAGUGAGACAGCAGGUAAUGAAACUGAAGUUUCAAGGAGACGAUAGUGUGUUUGAUCCUGCUUCUCAGGCAGCCAUUUUACAGCAGAUCAAGCAGAAACUGAAGGCCCUCGGCAUAGAGAGGGAGACAAAUGUGACCUGGAGGGUGCAGCCAGAUAGAACAAUCUUUCACAAAAAACGCAAAACCGAACUGUAAACAAAAAUGACACUUCUAAGACUAUAACUUUUAAAUUCUUUAUCAGGUUCUGUUGUGGUGUCACAGAAAAAAAAAAUUCAAUUCAAUUUUAUGUAACUUAAGUUACUAAGUUGCCUAGAAUCUUUCAUUUCUAUUAACAAGCUUGGCCUGGAUGUUGUGGCUGAACUAAAAGAGAUUUUUUGGUCAGAUUAGGGGCAUCUUUGUACAAUAUCUAGUACAAGUCUGGUUUUAUGUUGUUGUUUUUUUAAAUAUUAAUAUAUUGAUACUAUCCUUGUGCUACAUUGAAUGAGUUGUUAUUAGAAAUGUCCUUUUUUUGGUUUUGAAUUAAAUUUGCACAGUAUAGUAAUUUGCUGAAGUAGACUAGACAACACAAAAAAAGGGAUUACCCCAAAAGUAGUAAUUAACUAGAUUCUUUAUUAGCAUUUUAAAAAAGUAAGGAAUAAGUCACUUCACAUUACAAGGGUGCUCUGAUGGUGAAUACUUUUUACUUGUCAUGGUAUGCCAAAUCAAUAUAUGAUAUCUGUUAUCAUUUUUUAAAGCAGUUUCUCUAAUAAAAUAACUGAACCCUUGAACUGCCACUAUAUU
This is a messenger RNA of Hemibagrus wyckioides, 2925 nucleotides long. Its product is annotated as macrophage mannose receptor 1-like. NCBI's taxonomy places the organism in Eukaryota, Metazoa, Chordata, Actinopteri, Siluriformes, Bagridae. The record is from RefSeq and is a predicted model, not a curated record. The transcript has 4 exons. Bases 1318 to 2340 code for a protein of 340 amino acids.